Molecule: messenger RNA, 2535 nt
Organism: Sorex araneus (European shrew)
Lineage: Eukaryota; Metazoa; Chordata; Mammalia; Eulipotyphla; Soricidae
Gene: NSUN3
Product: NOP2/Sun RNA methyltransferase 3
Exons: 6
Coding region: 304-1317 (337 amino acids)
Biological process (GO): rRNA methylation
Cellular component (GO): mitochondrial large ribosomal subunit
Molecular function (GO): methyltransferase activity
Source: RefSeq, a predicted model, not a curated record
AACCUCAGGUGACAAGGACCAGACAGUCAGAGGCUCACUCAAUUCUUCCAGAGGCCGCGCUCACCAGCAGCGGGCACACCUCCACCUUCUCCCACCGCCACGCCCCCAAGGCACGACCCGGUGCCUUUCCCUGGGAUCUUGGUCGCUUGCAAGGUUUCAACCACGCCGGGAGAUUUUUCUCGCGAGAGGCUGGGCCGGAAGUGGGGAAAGGCGAGUUCCGGCAGAUGCCGGAAGUGGGGAGCGUGUGCUGGUUCGGCCGAGGAUGUGGUGCCUGGAGUGUGCUGUAGACUUCCUGGUGGGAUCAUGUUGGUCCGGCUGAAUAAAAACUCUGAGAGGAAGUUUGCAAAACAGAUUUGCAAAGUUGUGUUGGAUCAUUUUGAAAAACAAUAUUCCAAAGAACUUGGAGAUGUCUGGAAUACAGUAAGGGAUAUACUAACAUCUCCAUCAUGUUGGCAAUAUGCUGUUCUCCUCAACCGGUUCAAUUAUUCCUGUGACUUGGAAACACAUCUACGUUUGCAGGGCUAUCAUGCCCUCUUCCGUGGCUCCUUACCCUACUAUCCCGAAUCAGUGAAGUGUUACCUUAGCAGAACUCCUGACCGCAUGCCCUCAGAGAGACACCGGGCGGGACAACUCAAGAGAUACUAUCUCCUGAAUGCUGCCUCUCUUCUCCCAGUACUGGCCCUGGAGCUAAGAGAUGGGGAGAAGGUUCUGGAUAUGUGUGCUGCUCCUGGAGGCAAAUCCAUAGGUCUGCUGCAGUGUGCUGAUCCAGGUUUUCUUCAUUGUAAUGAAUACAACAGUCUGAGAUUGAGGUGGUUGAGACAGACCUUAGAAUCUUUCAUCCCACAACCUUUGAUAGAUGUAAUUAAAGUGUCUGAAUUGGAUGGCAGAGAAAUGGGAGAUGUUCAUCCAGAAACAUUUGACAAGGUGUUAGUUGAUGCUCCAUGUUCAAAUGAUAGAAGUUGGUUGUUCUCGUCUGAUUCUCAGAAGGCUGCUUGUAGAAUAAGCCAGAGGAAGAAUUUGCCUGUUCUGCAGAUAGAACUCCUAAGGUCCGCAAUCAAGCUAUUACGUCCUGGAGGGUCACUUGUGUACUCAACCUGCACACUUUCCAAGGCAGAAAAUCAGGAUGUGGUCAAUGAAAUUUUAAACACCGUCAGUAACAUAAUGCCUGUGGACAUGAAGGACAUGGCAACGACUUGCUCCCAAGACUUCUCCUUUGCUCCCACCGGCCAGGAAAAUGGACUCUUAGUGAUUCCAGAAAAGGGCAAAGCUUGGGGCCCAAUGUAUGUAGCCAAGUUGAAAAAAUCAUGGACUUCGUGAAAUGGUGAUGGGUGUUUUUGUAAAGCAUGAGAAUGUAUUAUUAAAUGUAUUUGACUAAAAAAAACAAAUUAAAAAAAUGUGUUUGACUAAGCUUUCUACAUAUUACUAUUUGUUUGUUUGUUUGUUUUGGCUCACACCCAGCAGGGUGGUGCUUGGGGCUUAUUCCAGACCUUUCCCUGAGGCAUCACUCCUGGUGAACUGAGUGGAACAGAGUGGGGAACAGAGAUCAAUCUUGAUUUUUCCACAUGCUAGCAAGUGCCCUACCUGCUGUACUAUCACUCUGGCCUCAUACUAGUACUUAAUUAAUUAUGGUGUCUCUUUCCUGGGGUCUGUUUGUAAUCCUACUUAGUUAAUACUUAAUGUGAAACUAGGCUUGAGAAAUCUCGGUACAUUUUGUUCCUUAUAGGUUUGGGGGCCACAUUCCAUCGUACUGGAAAUUACUCCUGGCCUGAGGCUUAGGCUUGGGAGGUCUCUCCUGCCAAAGCUCGGGACCCUGUGAUGCUGGGACUCAGAUCCUUAGGAUUUUGCCGUGUAAAGUAUGUGCCUUCCCCUCAGCUCUUUGAGCUAUCUCCCCAGUCCCAGGUAUAUAUUUCUUUCCCUAGAAAUGUAACUGUAGCAAUGAUUUAAGGCAGUACAGAUGGUGUUUGUUCUGUAUAAUAAAUCUGUUGUCUUUUACUUGGCAUUUUGUAGUUGAAUUAGUCAGAAUCCAUAGUCUUAUGCAUAUAACAUUUAGAAUUGCAUUUUAUUCAUGAUAUUUGUGUUAUAGCCUUUAAAAAUGCACAUUUGCUGGCCCUGGCCUCUCAUUAGUUUUCUCCUUAUUAAAAAUAAAGCUUUUAUUUAGGGUUCCUUCCCCCCUCCCCUUUUUUUCUGUAAGGACUGAUUGGUAUUCUGAGAAUAACUUUGUAGCAGCACUAUUUCUACUUCUAGCAAAAUAGGUUUCUUAUUUGCCAAGUUGUUUUUCGUUAAGGACUAUCUUCUGUUUACUGCAAAGGUCAGUGACUCUAUUGACACAGGCUUUAUUUCUCCACUUUUUUUUUGUGCAUUCACAAAUACAAAUUGAAAGGGUAAAUUAUGUGGAAAGGCCGUUAGAACAGCAGAUUCACAUGCACAUGUUUGACUUUCGACAUUUAGUUUGUAGAAUAAUGGAGUCUAUCCAGAAGGCUAUAAAGCAAGUACUUGAAACAAAACCAGAAUGAUUAAUAACUGCAAUAACUGAAC